This is a messenger RNA of Brassicogethes aeneus, 1481 nucleotides long. The record is from the annotation of a GenBank genome assembly. Lineage: Eukaryota; Metazoa; Arthropoda; Insecta; Coleoptera; Nitidulidae.
UUAACCAAUCGAAGUUAAAUAGAACAAUUAUAAAAAAUACAACGCGGGAGAGACAAGAUCUGAAAAUAAAACAGCGAUGUCCCCAGAUUGUGUAAGACCUGUAGGUAUUCAGUUUCCAUCAAACUUUUACACUGUUUACUUUGCACCGAUUUCCAAAAUAUCUGCAUACACCGCAAAGAAAAAUAUAUUUAAUUAGGAAUGGACGCAAGAAUAGGCGAAUGUAACAGGGAGCGAAGCCGAAGACCCAUUAGAAAUAAAAAGUAUAACAGAAGGGUUUAUGGUGAAGACAAGAGACCUCCAAAAAGACUGUUCACCCCUGAAAUCAAGAAAUAUCUGAAGGAUUGGUUAGUACGAAGAAGGGAAAAUCCAUACCCCAACAGAGACGAGAAAAAAAUGCUUGCUGUUCAAACCGGACUCACUUACAUCCAGGUGUGUAAUUGGUUUGCGAAUUGGCGUAGAAAACUCAAAAACGCAGGAAAAGAACCACAAAGAAAAACCUGGGGCGACCUAAUAAAAACCUACAACAGCCAGGUCCAAGGCAACGUGGAGCACUUCAGCAUCUGUUCCGAGGACAGUAUCUGGGAGGAACCUGAGGAUUCGUACGAAGAAGACUACGAUUACAAAUUCAACGAGGAUCAACCCAACGAAUCUAACGACCCCGAAGACCAUAGAUACUAUAGCAACAACAACAACCAAGAUGUGCAGAAUCAGUGCUACUACGUCAGUUCCACGACUGAAAUAGAAUCGGAAUCGCACCCAUUCGUCCAAACGAACAACAAAUACAAAAGCCACAUAAUGGAGAAAUAUUUAAGAGACUGCCAAAAACCGGAAUUCGCCAAAAACGAAGACAAGCCUUCCAUGAUUUCCAAAUGGUUGGAGAGUGCGGUGAAUUUCAAACCCAGCGAGAACAGUUAUUUGGAUUGGUCGGUGCCUCAGAAACAGAAAAGGAAAAUCAAGAAAAAUUUGCCUCAGGAAAAUUCGGAUGCGUGGCUGAUACAUGGUAAGGAGGAGCUGGACGCAGCCGAAGCUUUGACCACUUUGGCCAACGCUCGAUAUAAAUGAGUUAUGCAGAUAUAUUUUUAUUAAUAGUCAUCAAAUGUUAAGAGCAUUACUUCUUUUAUACAAUGUGAUGUGGAUGAAACGGAAAAAAACAUUGGAAAGUGAAAGAGUCGGAAAGCGAGACACGGAUGCGGAGUUUGGAGUUCUAGUAGUGCACAAAUCGCAUAAUCGGUAGUUUUUUUAUUUUCUUAUCCCACAUCACUUAUACUUAUUACUACUAUUUAGUUAAGGUAUAUUUUUAAAAACCAGAAGGUUAAAAACUAUUUUGCCCAUAUUGUUAUAAUAUUAUUGACUAAUAGCCACUUAUAAUUUGUGCAUUUAAGUAGUUUUAUUUAUUUAUUAUUAUUAUUAUUAAAAAUAUUACAUCAAGUUUUUUGAAACGUCAGUAAAAUGACACUUUUUCGAAAUUUCACAGAAUUUUU